AUGACAGGGGAUAGAACAUUGUUUACCACUUUUAAGGAAUGUACAGUUGGUACUACUACUUUUGGUGAUGGUAAAGCUUCUAUUGUAAGUGGUAAAGAUUCUUCACUUAUGUGCUUUUCUACAGUUACUGAUGAGACUGUUUUAUGGCAUAAAAGACUUAGACAUGUGAAUUAUAAUGAUUUAGUAAAUUUGUCUAACAAUGAUCUUGUUCGAGGAGAAAUGAAAGAACUUGCAAUUCAAAAAGAAGAAAGAGUUGAGGAUAAAGGUGGAGAAAGUGAAGAGGGUGAAGAAGAUGAGGAUGAGGAAUUAGAGGUUACCACUGAUGAACCUAUAGGAAUUCCUAUACCAUCUCUAGAUAUUCCCACAUCUAGCAGUUCUAGAAGAGACUCUGAUCCUAAUAAGGUUGAUCAUUUCUUGUAUAGGAGUAUGAUUGGUAGCUUGUUGUAUUUAGCAGCAACUAGGCCACAUAUUUCAUUUAGUGUAGGUGUUUGUGCUAGGUAUCAAGCUGAUCCUAGAGAACAACACAUUCUUACAGUCAAGCGCAUUAUUCGUUAUGUCAAUAGUACAUUGAAUUAUGGAUUGCGUUAUUCUUCUGAGUCUAACUCUGAGAUUCCAUGCUAUACUGAUGCUGAUUGGGCUGGAAACAAGGAUGAUAGAAAAAGUACUUCAGGUGGUUGUUUCAAUGUUGGUACUAAUCAUGUUUCAUGGUACAGCAAGAAGUAA
Messenger RNA from Cornus florida, 723 nucleotides. RefSeq lists its product as uncharacterized. Bases 1 to 723 code for a protein of 240 amino acids. NCBI's taxonomy places the organism in Eukaryota, Viridiplantae, Streptophyta, Magnoliopsida, Cornales, Cornaceae. The record is from RefSeq and is a predicted model, not a curated record. The transcript has 4 exons.